AUGGAAACUUCUGGCAUUGUCCUAGUGGCUGGGGCAACUGGUGGUGUAGGGCGAAGGGGGGUCGCCGCCUUAAGGAAGAAAGGGCUUCCGGUCCGAGUAUUGGUUAGAAAUGAAGAGAAAGCAAGGAAAAUGUUAGGCCCGGAUGUUGACUUGAUUGUUGGAGACAUUACUAAGGAGAGUACUCUGGUUCCCGAUUACUUCAAAGGAGUGAGGAGAGUGAUUAAUGCUGUUUCUGUCAUUGUUGGUCCAAAAGAGGGUGACACUCCUGACAGGCAAAAAUACAGCCAGGGAAUCAAGUUCUUUGAACCAGAGAUCAAGGGAGAUUCACCUGAAAAGGUGGAGUACAUUGGAAUAAGAAAUUUGAUCAAGGCUGUAAAAGGAAGCGUUGGACUUCAAAAUGGAAAACUACUAUUUGGUUUUGAAGAUAAUAAUUAUAGGGAAUUGGCUUGGGGUGCUUUAGACGAUGUUGUGAUGGGUGGAGUGAGUGAAAGUACAUUUCAGAUUGAUCCAAACGGUGGUGAAAAUGGUGGACCAACUGGAAUUUUUAAAGGGGUUGUUUCCACUGCAAACAAUGGUGGUUUUACCAGUAUCAGAACAAAGAAUCUAUCAACAGCUGAGGAUCUCUCUGCAUAUGAUGGUUUGGAGCUGCGCCUUAAAGGUGACAGUCGUCGCUAUAAACUAAUUGUUCGCACAAGUCGUGAUUGGGAUACUGUUGGUUACACAGCAGGCUUUGACACUGUUGGAGACCAGUGGCAGACAGUACGUGUGCCAUUUUCUUCGUUGAAGCCGAUAUUUCGAGCAAGAACUGUAUCAGAUGCGCCACCUUUUGACCCCAGCAAUAUUGUGUCAUUGCAGCUCAUGUUCAGCAAGUUUGAAUAUGAUGGGAAACUGAAUCCUACUUUUGUGGAAGGGGCAUUUAAGGUUCGUACACGUAGGUUCUGCAGGAGUUACCCGACCUGA
This is a messenger RNA of Prunus mume (Japanese apricot), 960 nucleotides long. NCBI's taxonomy places the organism in Eukaryota, Viridiplantae, Streptophyta, Magnoliopsida, Rosales, Rosaceae. The record is from RefSeq and is a predicted model, not a curated record.